Molecule: messenger RNA, 944 nt
Organism: Dichomitus squalens LYAD-421 SS1
Lineage: Eukaryota; Fungi; Basidiomycota; Agaricomycetes; Polyporales; Polyporaceae
Exons: 6
Coding region: 1-834 (277 amino acids)
Molecular function (GO): RNA binding
Source: RefSeq, a predicted model, not a curated record
AUGUCUGCCAACACCAUCCACGUUUCCGGUAUCUCUCAGACGACCACCGAGUCGCAUCUCAGGGACUUCUUCACAUUCUGCGGGAAGAUCAACGGCAUCGAGUACGACCAAGAGAAACAUUCGGCCAAGAUCCACUUCGAGAAGCCAUCCGCGGCCAAGACCGCGCUCAUGCUCAACGGCGGCACCCUCGACGGCGCCCACCUCACCAUCAUCUCCGACGUCCAGGACGCCGCCGCCGCCGCCAAAGAGGCCGAAACUCACCACACCGGCGAGCACAUCGACCAGGCCGACAAGCCGCGCGCGGGCAUUGCCGCGGAAUACCUCGCGAAGGGUUACACGCUCUCGGACCAGAUACUCCAGCGCGCGAUCGAGCUCGACCAGCAACACGGCAUCUCGAAUCGUUUCCUGUCGUACAUCCAGAGCCUUGACACGACUCUUGGCUCGAAGGUACUAGGGCCCGAGAAGACGCUGUCCGGUAAGGCGCACGAGACCAUCCAAACCGCGGCGCAGCAAGCGAAGGCCGUCGACGAGCAGCGCGGGAUCUCCAGGACCGCAACCGACUACUACGCGAAGGCGCUUUCGUCGCCGUUCGGACAGAAGGUCAAGGCGUUCUACACGUCGACGUCCAAACAGGUGCUCGACAUCCACGAGGAGGCGCGCCGCAUUCACGAAUCGCACAAGGCCUCCACGCACGGCGCGACGCCUUCCUCCACCGGCGUCGGCACGACCAGCCCGCCCGUCGACCCGAGCGUCCAGUCGGUGAGCACCGCUGGGGCCGACGCGUCGACGACUGGGGGAGCGCCUAAGACUGCGGAGGCACCGACCGUUGUUUGAGAAGCCUGAGGGAUUUGCAAAGGAAUAUGGGACGUACUGUAGGAUUUACGCUGUAUCGUAUCGGGCUUGUCGAUUCCCUUGGUGGAUGUAAUACAUCGUGCUUCCUGUCA